Molecule: messenger RNA, 1131 nt
Organism: Salvia miltiorrhiza (redroot sage)
Lineage: Eukaryota; Viridiplantae; Streptophyta; Magnoliopsida; Lamiales; Lamiaceae
Exons: 1
Coding region: 1-1131 (376 amino acids)
Source: RefSeq, a predicted model, not a curated record
AUGGCGAUGAUAAUGCAAACAAACCCACGAGGUCUGUCUGAAGAUUUAGGCCCAGAAGCGUCGCAGGAGCUGAGGAAUUGGUUAGUUCCGGUUAUUCCAGAAGAUUUUACAGAGAAUCUUUUUGCUGGUAGACUUGCUGACGUACCAAAUCCCGACGAACUAACUGAAGGUUCGAUAUUCGAAAGCAAAGAACUUCUCAAGCUAGCUGUUGGCUUGUGGCAUUUGGAACAUCGAGCAGAAUUCAUCAUUCCUCGUUCCAACCUGGAUAGGAUUACAUUCAAAUGCAAAUAUCAAAAUCGGUGUCCAUUUCAGUUACGAGCCACUCAGCAGAGAUCUUUUUGGUUUAUUCGCAAGUUUGGGCCUGCGCAUACUUGCAUUGGGGACAUGGUAAACACUGGUGUGCGAAAGUUCCAUGCUCGAGUCAUCGCAGCACAUAUUGCAAAGAAAAUGCAUGAGGAUGGUGAAAUCGUGAAGCCGAGGACUAUUAUGACCGACCUACAACGGGAAUAUGGUGUGAAUAUCAGUUACAGUGUGACAAUUCGAGCAAGAAAUGGUGCCGUUGAGAUGAUAUAUGGGGGGCACAAAGAAUCGUAUUCAUUGCUUCCUGCCUACUUACACAUGUUAAGGACGUGCAAUCCAGGAUCGUUGACAGACUUGGAAAUUGAUGCUAGUGGUCGGUUCAAGCACCUUUUUGUGGCACUAGGUUCAUGUAGACUGGCAUAUACUAUGUGCCUAAGGACAGUAAUUGUGGUAGAUGGCACACACUUGAAGGGAAGUAACAAAGGUAUAUUGUUUGUUGCAGUGACGAAGGAUGGCAACGAACAAGUCUUUCCCUUGGCAUUCGGUGUUGGGCCUAUAGAGAAUGAUGAAUCAUGGACAUGGUUUUUGUCUCGACUGAAGUCAGCUUAUGGUGAGAAUUCAGAAAUGUUGAUUGUUUCUGAUGCACAUGUUAGUAUAGCGAAUGCUGUGAAAGCUGUAUAUCCGCAGGUUGCACAUGGUUUGUGUUACUACCAUCUGUUGAACAAACUCACUCGAUUUGGCAAGGCAGCAGUUGCACUAUACCAGAAAGCAGCUUAUGCGUAUAGAGAAAGUGAGUUUGAUGCUGCGAUGGCAAGUUUAAAAAACUCUUAA